Molecule: messenger RNA, 943 nt
Organism: Linum tenue
Lineage: Eukaryota; Viridiplantae; Streptophyta; Magnoliopsida; Malpighiales; Linaceae
Source: the annotation of a GenBank genome assembly
AUGUAACUAUUCAUCUUCUUUCUCUUUCCACUUCAAUAUAAAGAUGAACCAGGCGAUCGUUAGGUCGUUUAGAAGCCAUCAUCAACUGCCCGCUGGUGUAGUAAUAUCUCCGACGUCGAACCAAGUAAGCAGGGAAGGUAGAGUUCCUUAUUCAACAGGUUUUGUUAAUUUGAGGAAGGGGAAGAAGACCUUUUGUACCAACCCAGACAGUAAGCACGACAUGGACAAAGCUCAGGAGCCCAAGGACAAGAAAGGGGACGCGAUGUCGCAUUCGUUUGGAGAAGGGUAUGCGACGAGGAGCGACGAGGAGGGAUUUGGCGGGAUCUAUGGAGGGAACGACGACGACAAUGUCAAGCUGGACAAGAAGAUCCAUGAAGAUCACCCUGAUUAUGACAGGAGCCAGGGGAGUGAAGUGAAAGAGAAGGAGAAGGCGCGUAACCAAGCCACUGCCAACCAUUGAGACCAGUUCAAAGACGGUGCGUGCAGAAGUUCUAUUUCAAUAAGAAGGGGACGCACGAGACCAAGUGGUCGUUGCGCCUCUGUAAUAUAAGUCUCUAGGCUCUAGCUUAGCUACUACGUACCCUUUCAAUUUCAUGUUCACUUUCGGGGUGUUCUUUCUGUGAGUUAGGCGUCCGAUUAAUCUAUAGCGAAUGAGGCUGUGGUUGUCAGUGAUCAUAAUCAACUAUUUGAUUGUGAUCAGGCAAACUGAAGAGCAACUAUACAGGAAGAGUAAGGACUCGGAAGACUAGCUAGUAAAAUAGGGAGUAUGAAAUCGUAAUUUUCCUAAUCAGUUUGUUUGGACUUGCAACAACCUUUUCCCCUCCUGGUAGUAAACCCAGCUCGGGUAUGAAGGGGGGAAAACACUUCUCCUCUGUAUCAUUCUCGUUUUUCCAAGCAAGUAAAGCGGAUCUAGAUGAAUAAAUCUUUUCUUGAGUUCUUUUUU